Messenger RNA from Stylonychia lemnae, 2430 nucleotides. The record is from the annotation of a GenBank genome assembly. NCBI's taxonomy places the organism in Eukaryota, Ciliophora, Spirotrichea, Sporadotrichida, Oxytrichidae.
AUGGAUAAGAGAAGACUUUAAAAAGUUGAAAACGAGCUUCAAAUCGAAUAAGAGAAGAUCACUAUUGAAGAUGUGAUUAACUCAAAAAGAGUGAACAAUCUUUUGCUAGACAAAGCCGAAGAGCUCUUUACCUUAGAAUUCAAUCUCAAAUAGAAGGCUUAGCUCAAGUAUUUGCAAAUUAAACAGAAAAAGGGCAAAAGAAAUGUAAUGUUCAUGGACUAAUUAACACAUGAGUACUUAUGGAGUCCUACCCCUGCUUACUAUGUUGGAACAUUCUUUAGUUUCCUUUACAUCAAAAGAAAAUUCAAACUUAAUUUCUUUGCAAUUAUCCCAUUCAUGACAAUACCUAUUACUAUGGACUAUAUUAGUAAGUUUCAUAUAAAGUUUAUUUUCUUGUAGAAAGAGAAUUCUAUGUUAGCAGUAUUGUUGAAGAGAAGAAAAAACUAAGACAGGUUAGAAAGAUUGUAGAUAACAUUGUGCAGGAGAAGAAAAGACAUGUAACUUUUGAGCAGGUUUUCAGAUACUGCUUCAAAGUCAACUUUGACAAACCAAUUGAUGAAAGACCCUAUCUACCAAUAGGCUUUGACUGAAUAAAGCAUUUCUUUGAAAUAUUGCGGAAUGAGAUUAAUUAAGUGCUUAGUGAUUGAAUGUCUGUAAUUAUUAAUUAUUGUUUUAUAUAUUAUUUAUUCAAAAGUCGAAUUAUUAAUGGAAAAGUCUUCAAGUUUGCAAAAGGAUAAUAUGGGAUACUUAAUGCCUAAGAGCUCUAGUAUAGCCUAUGAUGGAAACUCAAGUAAUGGAGAUUAAGACUAACAGAAACAAACUAAAAGAGGAUCAAAGGCCAGUAGUCGACUAGACCCGAAUGAGGAAAAGAACAGAAAGUCAACACUGCAAAAGUUUUCAAAGGAUGUAUUUAUACAGAAGUUGGAGAUUAUAGAUUACGAGGAAAAUGACGAUCAUGUUGAGUACUAUAUAUAGGUCUAGGGAAGAACCAAAUACCUUGUAAACCUCAACGACAUUGCAGAAAACGGGAUGAUUGACUAUCAAAAGGUGCACAAAAUCCAGAAUUCUGCUGAAAACCAGGAGUUUUAGAUUGUCGAGUAUUGCAUUGUAAAGAGGUAUUCGGAGUUACUCAUAUUUAGCAAGUUACUUCAGUCAGAGAUCAAGAAUUAUAUGAAGAAAAGAGGCUUUUAGCCAGAAGACUUCCCCGAUUUCCCUCCUAAAAAGACUUUCUUCAACAAAUCUAAGAACUUUUUGUAGAAGCGAGUCCUCAAAAUCAAUAAUUACUUUACAAAGCUAUUUGACAAAUUUCCCUAAAAAGUUCCAUACACCAAUGCAAUAAUUGAUCUAUGCCAGCCCUUCAAAUUAAAUGUGGCUGUUAUAGGUAAGAAAAACAGUGGCAAGAGUAGUCUAAUACAAGGUUUCGUGAAUGUCCUAGUUGACUAUCAAAAGAAUAAGGAAUAUUUCUAAAGAAGAUAAGUAUUUGGAUAAGAACCAUUAUCAUAAAAUAGUAACUCUGGAUAGAAGCAAAAUAUCAAUAAGUUGUAAGAAUUGAUUAACUAGUCAAGCUAGUAAACUAAUAUCAGCACAAUGGAUCAUAACGAAUCUAGUUUUUAGAAGAGUAAAUCUGAUAUUCAUCAGCCAAAGCAAACAUUAACCUCAGUUAUGGCAAAGUAAAGGACGGAAACUAGAAAUAUUGAUAUAGACAAUAACAUAGAAGUUGAAUCUCAAGGUACAUAAAGGACUAAAAUCUCAAGGAUGGGAGAGGAGAGAUAACCCAGAGGUUAAUCAAGGGAUUAAUAGAGAGUUGCAAAAUUAGUAUUUAAAAGAAAAGACAGAGAGCGAUCAGCUGACAAUGGUGAUACUUUCAGCAUAGGGAGCAAGCCUAGUACAUUAAAGAACGGUCACGGAGGUGAUAAGAAGAAAUUAGAAUAAUACUUUCCUUUGGAUGUGCCAUUUAAAGUAGCCAAGUGCAGAAAUUCCCUCUUUAGACUAGACAUUCAGGAGUAUUAAAUAGAAGAGGCAGACUUGAGAUCCUUGUUGACUCAUUUACUAUCCAGUGAGGAAAAGAACACGAUAAUUUUUACCUUUUCUUUAUCAAGCCCAAGUAGCUUUAAAAUAUACUUGAAAAAAGCUUUAAAGGAGUUGAUUUUCGCUUUUGAAGAUCUUAAUGAUGGAGCUAAGGAACGUCGAAUGAUUCCAUUUAUGAUCCUAGGCAUGAAGAGAGAUCUAGAGAGCAAAGUUAAAGUAAGUAAGGAAGAUGUUCACAGUUUGAUGGAAGUCUUGAAAAAGCAUGUUAACUGUGAGGUACUUUACACAGCUGCCUAAAAUUAGGACGACAUAUUGAGUGCGCUUCAUUAACUGUUUAACUUGGCUGAUGAUAUGUUCCUGCAUCAAAUGAAAAAUAGAGACAAUUUUGGUAAAUAGAAGUGA